Lachancea thermotolerans CBS 6340 is the source of this 837-nucleotide messenger RNA. RefSeq names its product putative 3'-5' exonuclease (gene REX4). Gene Ontology annotation, biological process: ribosomal large subunit assembly; rRNA processing. Gene Ontology annotation, cellular component: nucleus. Bases 1 to 837 code for a protein of 278 amino acids. The transcript has a single exon. NCBI's taxonomy places the organism in Eukaryota, Fungi, Ascomycota, Saccharomycetes, Saccharomycetales, Saccharomycetaceae. The record is from RefSeq and is a predicted model, not a curated record. Gene Ontology annotation, molecular function: 3'-5' exonuclease activity; nucleic acid binding.
AUGGUACUUUCAUCCAACUGGCUGAAGUUGCAAGAGACGCAAAAAGUGCAUAAGCCUUCAAAAGGCAAAGUUUCGAAGACCACGAAACGAAAAGAUGUUAUUUCGAACAGCACCGCCAAUAACAAGAAGGGUCCUAAGGGCAAAAAAAACAUUAUGGGGAUGGUUCAUUCAAUGAACCACGAAAUAGAGAAAAUUAAAGAGAGAAAGCUUCAAGUUAACCAGACAGAAAAGUCCAAACCACUAGCGGCAGAGCUCGAAGAAACCCUCGAGGCCGACGCGGCAGCGAGAAGUAUCAACAGAGCUUCAGAAAUUGGAAAGUAUGUUGCCAUAGAUUGUGAGUUUGUAGGGGUUGGACCUGAAGGUAAGGACUCGGCACUCGCGAGAGCAACAGUGGUGAACUACUUCGGGCACGUUGUCCUUGAUGUCUUUGUGAAGCCACAGGAAAAAGUAACAGACUGGAGAACGUGGGUUAGUGGGGUACGACCCCAGGACAUGAAAGAGGCGGUUCCUUUCUCUGUUGCACAAGCAAAAGUUGCAAAAACUCUCGAAAACAGAAUUUUAGUCGGGCAUUCAGUGGCGCACGAUUUGCAAUCGCUUUUUCUCUCCCAUCCACGAUCAGCUAUCAGAGACACCUCUAGACACCUUCCAUUCAGGAAGCAAUACGCUGGGGGGAAAACACCUAGCUUGAAAAAACUAGCAAAAGAAAUUCUUGGAAUUGACAUCCAGGGAGCCGAGCACUCGCCCAUUGAAGAUGCUAGAGCUACCAUGCUUAUCUACAAAUCUGACCGGAAAGAGUUCGAAAGGUUACAUCAAAUCAAGUUUGGAACUAAAAAAUAG